AGUAGGGCGGCGGGAGCGGCAUCGCGCGCGCGACCACAGUCUCAUCUAAGCCACAGCUAUGCGAACAUCUCCCCCCUAAUAACCGAAUAUUCCACACUCGACAUUCAAACCCGCGAGCCGACGCGAAACUUUCAAAUAACGAAUCCGCGUGCAUUGAAUAUUUCCUUUUUCGUAACCGGCCAGCUUCAGUGACUGUUCGAAAUUUGAAGUGGCAGUUUCCCGCUAAACGGUAAAGUUUGAUGUGUUGGUGUCUGUAAAAGUGCGUAAAGAAUUUUCAGCGCAAACGUAUUGUUUCAAGUGUUUCCUUUUUGUGUAUCGUUUAAAACAUUCUGUUUGUGUGGUGUUGUUUGGUUGUUAUUUUAUUUGUGCCCUUUAUGAUUUGGAUUUUUUGCCGCUGGACUUGUUGGUGCAACAACAUGGGAAAGGAUUUUGCGCGCGUUCUGACAUCAGUGAAUUAGUUUUAUUUUUGGAAUAAAAAGUUAAAUUUAAUUCUCCAUAAAAACAAAGAUGCUGGGGCGUGCUCUGCAGAGUGUAUCCUCAGUGUCCCACAGUUUUGCCGCGAACUGCAUCAACUUCAGCUCGGCUGACGACAGCCGGUGCUUAGACAAGUAGACAACAAAAAAAAAACCACAACAAAAAAAAACUUAAAUAAAAUAGUAGAACAAAACUAGUCAAAGCAACACUCAAGCAUCAAUUAGAUUAACGGUUACCAAAACGCGUCGCGCGGUCAUAGAGUAGCGAGUGCACAGACACGCCACAUCUGUGGUAUGCUUUAUAUUGUAUUUUGUAUCGACUGUGCGCUGACUGGUCGCUGCGUCUCGUGGCUUCCCGGAGCGCGACUGCGGUGCUGGAUGCUACUAACUGUAUACACGUUACCACAGCUUGCCGUCUCUGCAAAGAUAUUGUGCCUCCUGAUGGUGGCGGUUUGCGGCGCGGUGCCGUCGAUGGUGCGCUCCGUGCGCCUCUACUCGCAGUGCUCGCACCUCUACGUCAGCGUCAGCGCCAACGGCUCCGUCACCGCCAGGUCCAUCGGGAACGAUCAACCGAACCUGACGAUGAGCACGCGCGGGCGCAGCCUGGAGCUGCUGCUGCACUCGCCCGCGCAGGACAUGUUCCUGUGCUUCCGCGGACCCAAGCUCGUCGGCAGGCGGAUGACGCGGACGCAAGCGGAGAAGUCCCCAAACUGCCUGUUCCGCGAGGAGUUUGUCGACGGCUACAACCAGUACCACCUGGCUCGCAACGAGAACCGCUACAUCGGGUUCAACCCUCGCGGCCUGCAGCUGCGGCGCCCGCGCGCCCGCCUGCCCGAGCGCUGGCGCAAGUGCCUCUCCUUCAUGAAGGAGGCUCACGACUUCGACAUCAACCGACACAACAACAAACUGGCGGGAGAGGGAUGGGCGCGCCCUAGGCUCCGUCUGCCGCCCAAGCCCUGCCACCCGCUGCGCCACCACAGACACCCGCGCCGGCGGAACUGCGACGGUGCGUAAUGAGUGGACAGUUAGUCAAACGCAGUAUUAUACGGUAGUAGACAUGCGAGCGGUUGGUUGAGUGUCUACUGGACUCUAGAGACGGCGACUUCGCUUGCGUCGCUUGAAUUCGCCGUAGCCGUAGCAAACGCCGUUACGUCAAUUCUCAGUGUGUUAUUAUUUAAACGCUUAACUGUUAAGUUCGAUACGUGUUAGCUGCUUGUAAAUAUAAUAAUAAUUAAUAAUGUGUUUACUAUUUAUCGAAAACGUUAAUCAGAAUUUGUAAACGUAGAUGUUAGUUGUAAAGUUGUAUUAAAAUGUUUUGUAUUUAACUAUUUGGGUAUUUAAAUAUUUAAACUAUCCGACCGACAGCUCUCUGCGUAGUUCAGUGGAUGUGUGUGGCGCAAGUCGCUCCGAUCAUGUUUCAUUUAACUUUGAACUCUGUGUACAUAUAUUUUAAGGGUUAAUUUGAGAGUGUUAGGUUGUUGCUGAAUCUCUUUUGUUUCAAGUGUAUGACUUUCAAUAAUAAUUAUUGUAAAAAAUGUGGUGCCUUCAUAAUGUAGUCACAAAUGGAUAAAGUAGAGCUUCUUACAUAAAAUUUUAUACAUGAAGGCAGCAUUUUUGAAAAUGAUGUUCUUAACUGGAGCUUACUGUGGACUCAUUAACUAAGCUGUACAUUCGUAUAUCCAGUAUACGUUUGUACAUAGCGCUCGCAUUUACUGAGUAUCAUUUACUUUGAGCAAGUACAUAAUACGCCUACUACAUAAAUAGGAAAAUAAACUAUUGUUAUUUAUAUAACGAGAUCUGUGCCAUACAGUUGUGGCGGUGUAUGAGAGGAGAGGAAGUAGUAUAUAAGUGUAUGUCUGUAUACUUUGAGUAGCCUAAAACAUUUAACAUAGGACAAAUAAAUGAAUUUAAAUUAGUGUAUCCCCAACCCAGUGUAUAUUCAAAAAUUAAUAUAUUCAAAUGAUAAAUUUUGCCUUAA
Molecule: messenger RNA, 2451 nt
Organism: Plutella xylostella (diamondback moth)
Lineage: Eukaryota; Metazoa; Arthropoda; Insecta; Lepidoptera; Plutellidae
Molecular function (GO): growth factor activity
Source: RefSeq, a predicted model, not a curated record